AUGAAUAAUUGUUUAAUGAUAUGUUGUACAGUACAAAGCUAUGGUAAUAUAAGCGAUUCCGAGUUUAACAGAGAUGGUGACACACUUUUACACUUAGCUGUUAGAGGUGGACACCUCAACAUACUUAAAUGGUUAUUAGAAAUAACAGAGAUCAAUCCAAAUAGCGUAAAUAAGGAUGGUGACACUCUUUUACACUCAGCUGUUAGGGGUGGACACCUUAACAUACUUAAAUGGUUAUUAGAAAUAACAGAGAUCAACCCAAAUAGCGUAAAUAAGCAUGGGAACACUCCUUUUGACAUAGCUGCAGAAGAAGAACGAUUCGAAAUUUUAAAAUUGUUAUUAGAAAGAACAUCUUUAGAUCCUAAGAAAGUAUAUGAGGAUGGCAACACUGUUUUACACAAAGCUGUAAGGAGAGGAAAACUGGAAAUGGUCAAAUUGUUACUCAAAACAUCAAGUAUAGAUCCCAAUCAAGAGAAUAAGUGUAAAUGUGGUAAAACAGUAUGUUGGCGAGUCAGAACAGCCAGUUCACAUAAGAAAGAACGGCCAUCGUAG
Messenger RNA from Mytilus trossulus (common blue mussel), 552 nucleotides. RefSeq names its product putative ankyrin repeat protein RF_0381. The transcript is spliced from 6 exons. NCBI's taxonomy places the organism in Eukaryota, Metazoa, Mollusca, Bivalvia, Mytilida, Mytilidae. Bases 1 to 552 code for a protein of 183 amino acids. The record is from RefSeq and is a predicted model, not a curated record. Gene Ontology annotation, biological process: regulation of transcription by RNA polymerase II; positive regulation of cell differentiation. Gene Ontology annotation, molecular function: transcription factor binding.